Neomonachus schauinslandi (Hawaiian monk seal) is the source of this 2185-nucleotide messenger RNA. It is a transcript of the gene UBE2D3, whose product is annotated as ubiquitin conjugating enzyme E2 D3. Gene Ontology annotation, cellular component: nucleus. Gene Ontology annotation, biological process: protein K11-linked ubiquitination; ubiquitin-dependent protein catabolic process. NCBI's taxonomy places the organism in Eukaryota, Metazoa, Chordata, Mammalia, Carnivora, Phocidae. The coding region runs from base 313 to 756 and encodes 147 amino acids. The transcript is spliced from 8 exons. The record is from RefSeq and is a predicted model, not a curated record. Gene Ontology annotation, molecular function: ubiquitin conjugating enzyme activity.
CGCGGCGGUGAAGAGGCAGGAGGAGGGGGGAGGGGCGGAGCGUGGCAGCUGGCAGUAGUUCCGUCAGAGCGGACAUCUUGUGGCUGUGUCGUGCGCGUGAGCCCCGUAGGGCCGGGGAGGCACCAGCUGCCGCGCGGGGAGGAGGCCGAGGCCGCAGCUUGAGGGAGGCCCCGGCCCCUCUGCGCCUGUGUCUGGCAGAGCCGGUGUGAGACGAAGAGACAAUCCUUCCCUGCCGCCCGGAUAAUCAAGAGUUUUGGCCGGACCUUUGAGCACACACCGAGAGAGUGAGGAGCCAGACGAAAAGCACAGACUAUGGCGCUGAAACGGAUUAAUAAGGAACUUAGUGAUUUGGCCCGUGACCCUCCAGCACAAUGUUCUGCAGGUCCAGUUGGGGAUGAUAUGUUUCAUUGGCAAGCCACAAUUAUGGGACCUAAUGACAGCCCAUACCAAGGCGGUGUAUUCUUUUUGACAAUUCAUUUUCCUACAGACUACCCCUUCAAACCACCUAAGGUUGCAUUUACAACAAGAAUUUAUCAUCCAAAUAUUAACAGUAAUGGCAGCAUUUGUCUCGAUAUUCUAAGAUCACAGUGGUCUCCUGCUUUAACUAUUUCUAAAGUUCUUUUAUCCAUUUGUUCACUGCUAUGUGAUCCAAACCCAGAUGACCCCCUAGUGCCAGAGAUUGCACGGAUCUAUAAAACAGACAGAGAUAAGUACAACAGAAUAUCUCGGGAAUGGACUCAGAAGUAUGCCAUGUGAUGCUACCUUAAAGUCAGAAUAACCUGCAUUAUAGCUGGAAUAAACUUUAAAUUACUGUUCCUUUUUUGAUUUUCUUAUCCGGCUGCUCCCCUAUCAGACCUCAUCUUUUUUAAUUUUAUUUUUUGUUUACCUCCCUCCAUUCAUUCACAUGCUCAUCUGAGAAGACUUAAGUUCUUCCAGCUUUGGACAAUAACUGCUUUUAGAAACUGUAAAGUAGUUACAAGAGAACAGUUGCCCAAGAUUCAGAAUUUUUUUAAAAAUGGAGCAUGUGUAUUAUGUGGCCAAUGUCUUCACUCUAACUUGGUUAUGAGACUAAAACCAUUCCUCACUGCUCUAACAUGCUGAAGAAAUCAUCUGAGGGGGAGGGAGAUGGAUGCUCAGUUGUCACAUCAAAGGAAGCAGCAUUAUUCUAGCAUCCAGUCUUUUUUUAAGCCUUCCACUGUUAGAGAUUUGAGGUUACAUGAUAUACUUUAUGCUCAUAACUGAUGUGGCUGGAGAAUUGGUAUUGAAUUUAUAGCAUCAGCAGAACAGAAAAUGUGAUGUAUUUUAUGCAUGUCAAUAAAGGAAUGACCUGUUCUUGUUCUACAGAGAAUGGAAAUUGGAAGUCAAACACCCUUUGUAUUCCAAAAUAGGGUCUCAAACAUUUUGUAAUUCUCAUUUAAAUUGUUAGGAGGCUUGGAGCUAUUAGUUAAUCUAUCUUCCAAUACACUGUUUAAUAUAGCACUGAAUAAAUGAUGCAAGUUGUCAGUGGAUGAGUGAUCAACUAAUAGCUCUGCUAGUAACUGAUUUAUUUUUCUUCAAUAAAGUUGCAUAAACCAAUGAGUUAGCUGCCUGAAUUAAUCAGUAUGGGAAACAAUCUUUUGUAAAUGCAAAGCUGUUUUUGUAUAUACUGUUGGGAUUUGCUUCAUUGUUUGACAUCAAAUGAUGAUGUAAAGUUUAAAAGAGUGAAUAUUUUGCCAUGUUCAGUUAAAAGUGCACAGUCUGUUACAGGUUGACACAUUGAUUGACCUGAUUUAUGCAGAAUUAAUAAGCUAUUCGGAUAGUGUAGCUUUAGUAUGCUGCACGUGAUACUGGCAGCCCUGGAGUUCAUAGAUGGACUUGGGACCCAGCAGUUUUGAAACAUGUAUAUGGAGUUGAAGAAAUUUAUUUUCCAGGUGCAACCCCCAUCUAAAUUUUUUUCUUCACCUUGUACACUUGACAGCUGAAAAAACCAUAACAUGGGAGUAAUAAUGGGUCAAAAUUUACAAAAUAAAGUACUGUUUUGGUGUGGGAGUUGUCAUGAGGCUGUGUUGAAGUGACUUAACUAUGUGGGAUAUUGAAUAUCCAUUGAAAUGGAUUUGUUCAGCCAUUUACAUUAAUGAGCAUUUAAAUGCAACAAAUAUCAUUUCAGGUGACUUAACAUGAAUGAAUAAAAGUCAAUGCUAUUGGA